CCAGAGGAAGCGGGGGCAGGGCACAAGAUGGGCACAUACUCGUUUGCAAAGGAGGUCUCGUCCGAGUUCCUGCAGUCUGUGCAGACUGUGGCGUCGCUGUCCGAGGCGCAUGUCGGCGACCUCGGCGGGGUGGUGGUGGGCUGGCUCACGCACACCGGGCGCAUCGACUUCAAGGGCGACACGGCCAUGCUGGCUGGCUCACUCGGCCUUCCCGAGGCAACGGUCCGCGACGCCACAACCAUGAUGCGGGUAUUCUACCGUGGUGCUGUCCGUGGCCACCUCACCGCCGCCCAGGUCUCAGACGACCUUGCCGCCCUGGGCCUGCCCACCGAGCUCGCCCAGGUCCUCACUGCCCUGUGGACCGCCCACAAGGACGCGCUCACCGCCGCCGUCGUCGCCACCUCGGUCUCGGUCAACGAGCUUGUCGACAUGGAUUGGAAGUUUGGCGUCACGGCAUCGUCGUCGGAGCUGCAAAAGGUGGGACGAUCGUUCCUGCAGCUGCGGCUGACGCUCAAUCGUGGUGGCUUGGAUGAGUGCGUGCACAUGGAGCUGACGCUGGAGCAGUUUUACAGCUUUCUGGCGGACAUGGAGAACGCCAAGGCUGCGCUUGACAACGUGGCGUGAGCAGAUGCGUGGUGGGCAGGGAGACGGUGGUGGAGGGUGGGGAGACGGGCUUUGGUACGUGUGUUUCUGUGGUGUAAACGAACGAUUACUCGG
This is a messenger RNA of Thecamonas trahens ATCC 50062, 717 nucleotides long. Its product is annotated as COMM domain-containing protein 7. Bases 28 to 624 code for a protein of 198 amino acids. Lineage: Eukaryota; Apusomonadida; Apusomonadidae. The record is from RefSeq and is a predicted model, not a curated record. Gene Ontology annotation, molecular function: NF-kappaB binding. Gene Ontology annotation, biological process: negative regulation of DNA-templated transcription; tumor necrosis factor-mediated signaling pathway. The transcript is spliced from 2 exons.